AUGAAUCGUGGCAGUAUUUACAACUUGAUCCAGAGGGGAUCGGUUUCUAUUUUGCUUUUCGGCACUGUUGGCGGUACAGUAAUACUUGGUCAAUCAUACUUUGCUCAUAAGAGACGCCGUUUGGCUGCUUUGAAAGAACACGAAAAGAAUCUUCAAGAUGAAAGGUUUGCCGAAGACGAGUUUAAUCAAUUGGACCUGAAGUAA
Molecule: messenger RNA, 204 nt
Organism: Schizosaccharomyces osmophilus
Lineage: Eukaryota; Fungi; Ascomycota; Schizosaccharomycetes; Schizosaccharomycetales; Schizosaccharomycetaceae
Gene: cox14
Product: cytochrome c oxidase assembly protein Cox14
Exons: 2
Coding region: 1-204 (67 amino acids)
Source: RefSeq, a predicted model, not a curated record